GUCAAAGGAUGUGGGCGAUUUUACUUUAAGCAAGGGAUAGAAGAGAGAGGGUUCAAAAGCAGGACAUCUCUGGUCAUUGUCACUCGACCCGGUCGGCCUACACACCCAUUCUCUCUCUAUCUCUCUCUCUCUCUCUCUCUCUCUCUCUCCAUUUCAGAUCCUAGAGGAAGAAGAAAGAAGAAAGAAGAAAGAGGGAGAAAGAGAGAGAAAGAGAAGAAAAAAUAGGAGAGAGAAAUGGGCGGUGUAGUGAAGUUGAGCUAACAACAGCAGAAGACAGAAAAAAAAAAAAAAUCACUCUACCUCCAAUCCACAUCACUUUUCCUGAUCUAUCUUUACUUGGUUUCAAAGCUCACCCACAUCCGCCGCCCCCGGCGGAUAUAUAUGAUAUUUAAAUAAUAUAAGAAAUUCCAUCAACCCCAUCCAAACAAACCUCUCUCUCUCUCUAUCUAUCUCUCUCUCUCAUUUGUAGUGAGAAUGAAAGGAGAUUUAUCAAAGCAUCAGCAACACUACCCAAUUAGAGAAUGCCAAACCUCGGAAGAAGAAGAGAGCCCCAGCAGCGGAGGAAACAAUGGCACCAACACGAAGAAAACAAAGAAAGAAGGAAGCGGCACUGAGGGAGCAACCAUUGAGGUAGUCCGCAGGCCAAGAGGCCGUCCUCCAGGCUCAAAGAACAAACCCAAACCCCCAAUCAUCAUCACCCGCGACGCCGAUUCCGCCCUCCAACCUCACAUCCUCCAAAUCCCCGGCGGAAUCGAUGUCGUCGACGCCAUCUCCUGCUUCGCCCGUCGCCACAGCAUCGGCCUCUGCGUCCUCACCGGCACCGGCACCGUCGCUAACGUCACCCUCCGCCAACCAUCCACAACGCCGGGAGCCACCGUCACAUUCCAUGGCCGAUUCGAUAUUCUCUCCCUCUCUGCUACAUUCCUACCUCCAUCAUCAUCAUCAUCAUCAUCAUCAUCGCCAUCUCCUUUCUCAUUGGACGGUAACGGUUUCUCCAUAUCGCUUGCUGGGGCCCAGGGCCAGAUCUUUGGAGGAUUUGUGGUGGGAUCUCUACUCGCAGCUGGGACUGUGAUUAUCGUCGCUGCUGCUUUCACAACCCCAACGUUUCAUCGCUUGCCGAUUGAAGAUGAAGUUUCAGCUACUACAACGGGGAUUUCUACUGCUGUUGUUGACACCGCCAUUCUUCAAACACCUACAAUGGAGUCUGCUGGUGGUAGUGGUGGUGGCGCAAUGUCUAUAUACAGCUCUCAUCUUCCAUCUCAUGUUAUAUGGGCACCUACUGCAAGACAGCAACCUCCUCCACCGCACUACUAGGAGUGGCUUUUCUGUAAUUUCAUUCUACUUUCAGUUUUUUUUUUUUUUUAAUUACUUUUUUGGAAUUUUAUUAAUGGAUUAGGAUUUAGGUAGGGGAUUGAUAUUCACACCCACCUGAAUGAUAGACACGCCUUCUUUUUUCUACUUCUGAUAAUACAGCAGUACUGUUUGUAGUAUUGUCUAGUCGAAAGUUUAAAAAAAGAAGAAGGGUGCGUGUAUCUAUCAAAAUGGUGUAGUUUUUAGGAGAAAUGCUCAAACUCAAAGAAUAGGUUUUUCCUUGGAUGAUAUUCUCUGUUAUCUUUGAAGUUCCUCUCUCUCUCUCUCUC
Messenger RNA from Magnolia sinica, 1640 nucleotides. RefSeq names its product AT-hook motif nuclear-localized protein 17-like. The transcript has a single exon. Lineage: Eukaryota; Viridiplantae; Streptophyta; Magnoliopsida; Magnoliales; Magnoliaceae. Gene Ontology annotation, cellular component: nucleus. The coding region runs from base 475 to 1314 and encodes 279 amino acids. Gene Ontology annotation, molecular function: minor groove of adenine-thymine-rich DNA binding; DNA-binding transcription factor activity. The record is from RefSeq and is a predicted model, not a curated record.